Messenger RNA from Vigna unguiculata (cowpea), 4497 nucleotides. RefSeq lists its product as uncharacterized. NCBI's taxonomy places the organism in Eukaryota, Viridiplantae, Streptophyta, Magnoliopsida, Fabales, Fabaceae. Gene Ontology annotation, biological process: telomere maintenance; DNA repair. The record is from RefSeq and is a predicted model, not a curated record. Gene Ontology annotation, molecular function: DNA helicase activity.
AUGGAGCAUAACGAUUGUAAAAAUGCAAGGCUGAGAAGGAAACUGGUUCUACAACAGAGGUUCAAUGCAAAAAAUCAUCAACAUUCAUAUGACAAAGAAGAGAAUGCAAGAAAGAAAACUAAAUUUGUAAACCAUACGUCUCAAACUUUUAACAAUAACAGUCAGAGAAAUUAUGGACAAAAUAGAAACAAUUCCAGUGCAGGUGGGAGAUCAGAUGUUGUAACUGGGUCGCAUUCUGUUUCUAAGAAUAAAGUUGUGAAAUAUCCUUUUCAAGUCAUACAAUCACUUCAAAACAGAUUCAAUCUUGAUGAUGAAACAACAAGACAACAUAAUUAUUCAGACACAACAAACGAUGAUUCAGCAACAAUAAGAGAUGAUGAAUUGCUCAAUAUUGGAGAACCUUGCUUGGAAUGCCAAUACUGUAAAGCUCAACUUUGGUAUGAAGAAAGAGCAGAAAAAUGUAACACAUCAAAGGGAGUUGAAUUCUCAUUGUGUUGUCAAAAGGGAAAAGUACAAAUUCCACUAUUAAAAAGACCACCUAAUCUUCUUGAAGGUUUGUUAAAUGGUGAAGAUCAGAGAAGCAAAUCAUUUUUACAAAACAUAAGAGUAUACAAUAGCAUGUUUUCAUUUACUUCAAUUGGUGGUAAGAUUGAUAAUUCAACGAACAAUGGUUCUGCUCCUCCACAAUUUAUUCUGAAUGGACAGAACUAUCACCGUAUUGGCAGUUUAUUGCCAGAGCAUGGAUCAAAGCCAAAGUUUGCACAGCUCUACAUAUAUGAUACCGAAAAUGAAAUGACUAACAGAGUCAACCAUUUCAGUUCAAACACAAAGGAAUAUGUUAUAGAUGAAUCAUUGGUUGCUGAUUUGAUUCAAAUGAUUGACAAUCACAAUGUUCUUGCGAAAACUUUUAGAAGAGUAAGAGAUUUGUCACUGGAACAUAUGGAAUCCGAUUUCACGCUAAGACUAUUUAGAGGCAGAAACAAAGACCCUAGAGUCUACAAUACACCUUCAUGUGAUGAAAUAGCUGCACUUAUAGUUGGUGAUUUUGGCAAUAUGGAUGUAGGCAGAGAUAUAGUGGUCAAAAAAUGUUCUGGUGAAUUAACCAGACUGCACGAAACUCACACAGCUUUCAUUCCACUGCAAUAUCCUCUCAUGUUUCCAUAUGGAGAAGAUGGUUAUCAAGAGGAUAUACCAAUAAGAGAAUGUCAUUCAAAAACAAAAUCCAGGGUAAGAGUUAGAAUUUCUUUGUUGUCAUUCAUCAGAGUGAAUCAGAAGUUAAUUCGCUGUGAUAUUCUUAAUGGAUUACAAGAAGCUGUUAAUAGAGGAGAGACAGAUCCUUCUUUAAUUGGAAGACGUAUUGUCUUGCUUGCUUCUUUCACCGGUGGUACCAGAUACAUGUUCAACAAUUGUCAAGAUGCUAUGGCAAUUUGUAAAAAAUUUGGAUAUCCGGAUUUGUUCAUUACUAUAACAUGCAAUGUCAAUUGGAGUGAAAUCAAAGAAUUUGUCUUAGCAAAAGGCUUAUUAGCUUCGGAUAGACCUGAUAUUGUAUGUAGAGUGUUCAAAAUGAAGCUGGAUGAAAUGAUGACAGAUUUUAAGAAAAAGGACUUCUUUGGAAAAAGCACUGCAGGAAUGUACACAGUAGAAUUUCAAAAAAGAGGUCUACCUCAUGCACAUAUACUUUUAUGGUUGGAUGGAGAAAGCAAGUUGAAGAAUUCAACUGAUAUUGAUAAAGUAAUAUCAGCUGAAUUGCCAAAUUCUGAUUUGUACCCCAAAUUGGAAAAAGUUGUCUCAAGUUACAUGAUUCAUGGACCAUGCGGACCUGCAAGACAUAAUUCACCUUGCAUGAAGGAAGGAAGAUGUUCUAAAUUUUAUCCAAAAAAAUUCACAUCUUCGACUUCAAUUGAUGAAGACGGAUAUCCAUGCUAUAGAAGACUUGAUAAUGGUAGAUUUGUUGAGAAGAAUGGAAUUAAGCUGGACAAUAGAAGUGUUGUUCCCUACAAUCCACCACUUCUAAUGAGGUAUCAAGCACACGUCAAUACAGAGUAUUGCAACAAGACCAAUUCAAUAAAAUAUUUGUUCAAAUAUGUGAACAAAGGUCCGGACAGAGCUACUCUUAAAAUAAGCAACAACUCUGCACAGUCUGAAAAAUCAACCAUUAUUGAUGAGAUCAAAAGGUAUUACGACUGUAGGUAUCUAUCACCAUGUGAAGCUGCUUGGAGAAUAUUUUCUUUUGACAUCCAUCACAGAUGGCCUCCUGUUCAGAGAUUGACCUUUCAUCUUCCUGGCCAACAAUCAGCUUUGUUUAAAGAUGAUGAUGAUAUUAAUGUGAUCUUCAACAGAUACGAAAAUGCUAACACAAUGUUUCUAGCUUGGUUUGAGGCUAACAAAGUUUAUGAGGAAGGAAAACAAUUGACUUAUUCAGAAUUUCCAAGCAAAUUUGUGUGGUUUGCCAAAGAAAAAGAAUGGAAACCAAGGAAGAAAGGCUACAACAUUGGUAGACUUACUUAUAUUCCUCCUGGGUCUGGAGAACUUUAUUAUUUGAGGAUAUUACUGACCAUUCAAAAAGGUUGUAUUGAUUAUGAAAGCAUUAAGACAAUUGAUGGAAAGUAUUAUGAAACAUACCAAGAAGCUUGCUAUGUUUUGGGAUUGUUGGCUGACGACAAAGAAUAUAUUGAUGCAAUCAAAGAAGCAAGUGAAUUUGCUUGUGGGUAUCAACUUAGAAGAUUAUUUGUUACUUUGUUGUCCAUGAAUACAAUUUCUAAACCAGAUAUAGUUUGGAAUUCUACUUGGAGUAUCUUAUGUGAUGGAAUUUUGUACCAAAAAAGGAAGGAGAUGAACUUACCAGGUCUUCAAAUUGAGACUGCUGAAUUACAAAAACUAUGUCUGCUGGAAAUAGAGGAAAUGCUAAUGUCAAAUGGUAGAAGUUUGAAAGAUUAUCCUUCAUUACCUCAACUUGAUCUUUCAAAUGUACAUACAUUCAAUAAUAGAUUUAUUGUUGAUGAGCUGCAAUAUAAUAAACAAGACAUGGCGAAAGAACAUGACAGUUUGUUUAAAGCACUGAAUGAUGAACAAAUUGAUGUAUAUCAGGAUAUCAUGACAGCAGUUCUUUCAAAGAAGGGAGGAUUCUUUUUCUUAUAUGGCUAUGGUGGUACAGGUAAGACUUUUAUGUGGAAGACAUUGUCGGCUGGUCUAAGAAGCAAAGGCAUGAUUGUUUUGAACGUAGCAUCAAGUGGAAUUGCUUCUUUAUUACUUCCUGGUGGAAAAACAGCACACUCUACCUUUUACAUCCCACUGUUAAUUAAUGAAGAAUCAACUUGCAACAUAGCACAAGGUAGUCUUAGGGCAAAACUUCUUAUGGCUACCAGUUUGAUUAUCUGGGAUGAAGCACCAAUGAUGAAUAGAAUGUGUUUUGAGGCAUUUGAUAGAACACUAAGAGAUAUUAUGCGAAAUGUUGAUGAUGCCAAUAAAGACAAACCAUUUGGUGGCAAAGCAGUUGUGUUAGGAGGUGACUUUAGACAAAUUCUACCAGUUAUCAAAAAAGGAUCUAGGUUUGAUAUCAUAAAAUCAUCAAUCAACUAUUCAGAGUUAUGGAAUUGUUGUAAAGUGCUAAAGUUAUCCAAGAACAUGAGAUUAAGUACUACAUCAAAUACUGAAACAGCCAAUGAUAUUCAAGAAUUUGCUGAUUGGAUUUUGAAGAUUGGAGACGCAAAAAUGGAUCUAAAUGAGAAUGGUGAGUGCAUGGUUGAAAUUCCCGAACAGAUCCUGAUUACAAACACAGAUUUACCUUUAUUGUCAUUGGUUGAAUUUGUCUAUCCUCAAUUUGUGGUUAACAUGUUGAAUCCUAAUUAUUUUGAUGAUGGAGCAAUUUUGUGCCCAACAAAUGAUUCUGUAGAGCAAGUAAAUGAUUUCAUGUUGUCCUUAAUUGGUGGUGAUGAGGUGACUUAUUUAAGUUCAAAUACACCUUGCCAAUCUGAUGAACAAGAUGAAGUGCAAUCUGAAUGCUUUACAUCUGAAUUUUUAAAUGAUAUCAAAUGUUCAGGGAUACCAAAUCAUAAACUGAAGUUGAAAACAGGUGUUCCUAUUAUGCUCUUGAGAAACAUUGAUCAAGCAAAAGGUAUAUGCAAUGGCACAAGAUUGCAAGUCAACCAUUUAGGCAAGAAUGUAAUAUGUGCAACUGUAAUUACUGGAAAAAACAUUGGUGACAGCAUUUUUAUACCAAGAAUGGAUUUAGUGCCAUCUGAUUCAGGGUUGCCUUUCAAAUUUCAAAGAAGACAAUUCCCGAUAUCUUUAUGCUUUGCAAUGACGAUUAACAAAAGUCAAGGACAAACACUUUCUAGAGUCGGCCUUUAUCUUCCACAACCUGUAUUCACACAUGGCCAACUAUAUGUUGCUAUUUCUAGAGUCAAAACCAAAAGAGGAUUGAAAAUACUUAUAUUGGAUGAAGAUGGAAAGGUAACAAACACAACUAAAAACGUUGUGUACAAAGAAAUUUUUUAA